Molecule: messenger RNA, 1024 nt
Organism: Microcebus murinus (gray mouse lemur)
Lineage: Eukaryota; Metazoa; Chordata; Mammalia; Primates; Cheirogaleidae
Gene: EEF1AKMT4
Product: EEF1A lysine methyltransferase 4
Molecular function (GO): S-adenosylmethionine-dependent methyltransferase activity
Source: RefSeq, a predicted model, not a curated record
CCCGCCUCCCACAUCCGCCAUCCGGAUUGGCUAGGAAGGCUAGGGGCUCUGGCGGCCGGGCUGCUGAGAGCAUGGCCUCUCCAGCGGCCACCGCUCCCCAGCCAGAGUUACCGGAGCGAAACUGCGGGUACCAAGAGGUCCAGUACUGGGAUCAGCGCUACCGAGACGCAGCUGAUUCUGCCCCCUACGAGUGGUUCGGGGACUUCUCCUCCUUCCGUGCCCUCCUAGAGCCGGAGCUACGGCCCGAGGACCGUAUCCUCGUGCUAGGUUGUGGGAACAGUGCCCUGAGCUAUGAGCUGUUCCUUGGAGGCUUCCCUGAUGUGACCAGUGUGGACUACUCAUCAGUUGUGGUGGCUGCCAUGCAGGCUCGCUAUGCCCACGUGCCCAAGCUGCGCUGGGAGACCAUGGACGUGCGGGCAUUGAACUUCCCCAGUGGCUCCUUUGAUGUGGUGCUCGAGAAGGGCACGCUGGAUGCUCUGCUGGCUGGGGAACAGGAUCCCUGGAGUGUGUCUUCUGAAGGUGUCCACACUGUGGACCAGGUGUUGAGUGAGGUGAGCCGCGUGCUGGUCCCUGGGGGCCGGUUCAUCUCAAUGACCUCUGCUGCACCCCACUUUCGGACCAGACACUAUGCCCAGGCCCGUUAUGGUUGGUCCCUGAGCCAUGCAACCUACAGCAGUGGUUUCCACUUCCAUCUCUACCUCAUGCACAAGGGCGGAGAGCUCAGUGUGGCCCAGUUGGCCCUGGGGUCCCAGAUCCUUUCACCCCCUAGACCUCCUACCUCACCCUGCUUCCUUCAGGAUUCAGAUCAUGAGGAUUUCCUUAGUGCCAUCCAGCUGUGAGGCCAGAAGCAUGGUCCUCCAGCCCUCGCUGCCAUUCUCUCCUGGGCUUCUCAUGUAGUUGGAAUUCCUGACUCAGGGCUUGAGGUUGGGUCCAAGGUCCUCACUCCCCAGGGACCUCAUGCCUAAGAUAGAAGGUGGGAGUAAACCCACAUGAACCAAUAUAGCCCCUCUAACUAGAUUCCAGA